AUCAAUCUAUUUAUGAUUACUGUGUGAUCACUGAAGAAUGUAAAGAAUUUCUUUGGGUUUUAAAAAAUUAUUCUAGUAUACCUCAUCAUAUUAGUGCAUUUCUUAGUGAAGAAAUCAUUAAGAUUGUCAAAAAUAUAG
This is a messenger RNA of Racocetra persica, 138 nucleotides long. Lineage: Eukaryota; Fungi; Glomeromycota; Glomeromycetes; Diversisporales; Gigasporaceae. The record is from the annotation of a GenBank genome assembly.